Molecule: messenger RNA, 462 nt
Organism: Xylona heveae TC161
Lineage: Eukaryota; Fungi; Ascomycota; Xylonomycetes; Xylonales; Xylonaceae
Exons: 2
Coding region: 1-462 (153 amino acids)
Source: RefSeq, a predicted model, not a curated record
AUGACUUCCUCUUCGAAUCUUCUUCCCAUAUAUCGCCUCUUGCCCGGCCUAACGGCUACUGCAGCCCUGUCAUAUGCCGCCAGUGAAUACUGGGUUCUGGUACCUUUUCUCCACCGGGACAUUCCCAAGGAAGCUCCAGGGAUAUGGUGGAAUCAAGCAUUGUGGCCGGGAACGGCGGGGGUUUUGGCGAUUGGAUGGACGUCUGUGGGCGCUGGGAUCUUGAGCAUGCGGCACACAGCUGGAGAAGCACAGUCGUUGUAUAAAUGGGGAGCAAUCUUUGCUGCUGCCCAUUUUAUAUUUGCUCCCUUUGUCGCACAGGUGAUCAAGCGGACGGUAUAUGGACCACCAGAGAAUUCCAAGAAUGAAGUCAGGACCUGGCUCAAAAUACAUACGCUCCGAACUAUCGUGGCGGAUCUUCCAGCGGCAAUUUGCUUUUUGCGUGCAUUCUUGGCCACGCUCUAG